UAUCGGGUUUCGGGUAACCCGUGACAUCCCUGCUGUAGGGGUUCCUUGACCAUGCUUUAAAAAAUUUUCCUUACCUUUUUGCUUGAUCGAACCAAACUUGGGCAAAUUUGUGGACAAAAAUAAAUUUGUAGACAAGGGAUGUUACCGUCAUAAAAAAUAAAUUCCCGUUUUCGGGAGUUGGGAAUUCUCUACCUAAAAUACGUCAAGAAUUUUUUGGAACGUCUGAAAUUCUUAAACGAUUACGGGUUUUAUAAAUAAAUUUUUUAGUUUUUGUGGGUUAGUUUUUUUUAGUUUUUUGAAGUCAAGGUCUGUAUUUUUUUUCGUUAGGAACCGUGACGGCAGGAUCCCCAACCUCCCUAUUAACCUCUCAAAAAUUAAAGUCUUUAUGUCUGGAAUGGGUGAGGGGAUCCUUAUAUUUCAUUUUUUAAGAGAAUUUAACUUAUAAAAUUAAAAUUUCUUUUUUUAGCAAUCAGAAGAAAAUACUUUACAACUUCGCCGUGUUUUGAACGAAACAAACAGAGCCUGUAAAGAUUUGGAAGUUCAAAAACAAUGGGAUGAAGAGACAGCUUUAGCAGCCAUUACUAAAGGUCAACAAUCUCCAAGAUUUUCUCUUUCUGAAUUGAGGGAUGUCCUUCAAGAGAAAAAUGCUUUAAAAGUUAAAGUUUUGGAAUUGGAAGAAAAAAUGGAACAAAUACGGGCUUCGUCGCCUGGGGGAGAAAUUGAAAGUAAUAGAGGAACGCCUUCUCCAAAUAUGAGUUUGUCUUCUACGUCACUUUCCAAACAACUUGAAGAGUCUCAAUUACAACACGAGAAGAAGGAUAAUAUUCAAUCUCCACAAACAUCACCACCUCAAAAACGGAAAGAAACUGAAAACAGCGAAGAAUGUCUUGUUUUUGGGCCAAUAAAUCGCGAACCUGAUGAAAAAUUGCAUCCUUGGAAAUAUGAGCGUAUGAACAGUGGAGUUCGUCGAUUUUUUCGUUUAUUUGCUUCUAUCAGUUCAACAAAUUUGUCUCCUCGUCGUCCAUCUGGGGCAAAAUGA
Molecule: messenger RNA, 1039 nt
Organism: Meloidogyne enterolobii
Lineage: Eukaryota; Metazoa; Nematoda; Chromadorea; Rhabditida; Meloidogynidae
Source: the annotation of a GenBank genome assembly